Corylus avellana is the source of this 1031-nucleotide messenger RNA. NCBI's taxonomy places the organism in Eukaryota, Viridiplantae, Streptophyta, Magnoliopsida, Fagales, Betulaceae. The record is from RefSeq and is a predicted model, not a curated record.
GUGAAGAAACAAUUGUCUAUAAACACAAACACAGACAACAUAGUUGGUGUCUUAGAAACUCCAAUUUCAUGGGGGAGGUGAAGUUGAUUGCUACUACCCAAAGCCUUUUCUGCACCAGGGUUGAAUGGGCAUUAAAGCUUAAAGGAGUGGAAUAUGAGUUCAUAGAAGAAGAAGAUUUGAGAAACAAGAGUCCAUUGCUGCUCAAGUACAACCCUGUUCAUAAGAAAGUCCCAUUGCUGCUGCACCAUGGCAAACCGAUUGCUGAGUCUCUUGUCAUCCUUGAAUACAUCGAGGAGACUUGGAAGGAGAACCCUCUGCUUCCCCAAGAUCCCUAUGAGAGAGCCCUGGCUAGGUUUUGGGCACAGUUUCUUGGCGACAAGUGUGUGUUUGGGGCAUGGGAAGCAGCUCACAAGGCUGAAGGAGAGGAAAAGACAAAGGCUAUAGAGUCUGCACAAGAAUCACUGGCGUUUCUUGAGAAGCAGAUUGCAGGGAAGAAGUAUUUUGGAGGAGAAGAGAUAGGGUUUCUGGACAUAGUAGCGGGUUGGAUUCCUCAUUGGCUUAGUGUUAUGGAAGAAGUCGGAGGCAUGAAGUUACUUGAAGCUGAGAAGUUUCCAUUGCUCCAUGAAUGGGCUCACAACUUCAUCCAAAUUCCACUCAUCAGAGAAUGCAUUCCCCCAAGAGAAAAGCUUCUCGACUAUUUUAAUGCGAGUAUAAGCUACAUGCGUUCCUUAGCAACCAAUAAGCAGUGAAAUCAAGCUCCAAGCAUGCCAACUCAGCAGAGAUGGACGCGAGAUGAACGCUAGAAUGCAAAGAAUCAUUUCUCUUUAUUAUAUAUUUUCCAUUACUUUAGUGUGCACAGAGCCUCAUAAAUCUCGCAUAAUUAGACAUAUGUUAAGGGUGAAAUGGAGAGUUAUUUGUUCUGUUUUCAAGUAUCAAUAAGCUAAGUAAAAUUAGAGAAAAAUGCAGAGGUUUGUUGUUUUCUUGGAAUAUUGUUGUGGUAUAUGAAAACCUGCUAGAAAGUUGACAAUUGA